AUGUGCAACACAUGCUCAACUGGAGAUGGUCAGGACUGCAGACAGGCCAAUCUUGCACCUGCACCUCUUCAGAAUGUGUAUUUGAGAGCUGAUAUUCCCUUCUGCUCUCACGAACAUGCCAUGAGGGGACUCAUCAACCUACUGAGGCAGUCCCAGUCCUACUGCACAGACACAGAGUGCCUUCAGGAGAUGCCAGGCCCCAGCUACUCAGUAGAAGGGGAUAUCACUCUGCCCAUGAUUAUUAUGGGAUGGCUAGUUCUGGCCCUUGUGCUCUUUCCGUUCCGCCCAGCCAGCUUGAGGGGUCCUGCAGUCAGCAGCAAGCCCAGCAGUCCUCAUGGGAAUCAUGGCAGAGAGCCACCAGCACCUCCAGUGGACUAG
Myxocyprinus asiaticus (Chinese sucker) is the source of this 378-nucleotide messenger RNA. RefSeq names its product small integral membrane protein 14-like. Gene Ontology annotation, cellular component: endoplasmic reticulum. The transcript is spliced from 5 exons. The coding region runs from base 1 to 378 and encodes 125 amino acids. The record is from RefSeq and is a predicted model, not a curated record. Lineage: Eukaryota; Metazoa; Chordata; Actinopteri; Cypriniformes; Catostomidae.